AGCAACCUGCAGGUGCACCAGCGCAUGCACACAGGCGAGCGCCCCUACACCUGUGUCCAGAGCGGCAAGGGCUUCACCCUCUUCACCGGGCUGCUGACCCACCAGCGCACCCAUACCGGAGAGCGGCCCUACACCUGCAGCGACUGCGGCAAGGGCUUCACCCGCUCCGACAGCCUGCUGGAUCACCAAUGGACCCACACCGGCGAGUGCCCCUAUACCUGCACCCAGUGCGGCAAGGGCUUCACCCGCUCCACCUAUCUGCUGAAGCACCAGCGCACCCACACUGGCGAGCGCUCCUACACCUGUGCUCAGUGCGGCAAGGGCUUCACCUGCUCCAACCCCACUGUUUUCCAUGAGCUGCGAGUUACGUGGCCCAGGCGCCCGCCCCAGGGCUCUGCACUGAAGCCGUUAAACACAUCAUCAAGUCGUGCUGCCCGCUCCGCUGGGCUCCUUCAAGUACUACAACAUGACGGCGGCGGUCGUUAUCGCUGUGCGGUGGCGUACAAGCGCAGUGUAAAAGUGGCCAUGGCGGCCGUCACAGGGGCCGACCUUCGCUCUGUCUCCACCGCCCGAUCGUCUGUCACGCUGGUGGGUGCACUUACCCUCACGGAAGCCACGAUCGGCCGGACUCGCUCUGGUCAACGUCCUUAG
This is a messenger RNA of Amblyraja radiata (thorny skate), 651 nucleotides long. Its product is annotated as zinc finger protein 470-like. The record is from RefSeq and is a predicted model, not a curated record. Gene Ontology annotation, biological process: regulation of transcription by RNA polymerase II. NCBI's taxonomy places the organism in Eukaryota, Metazoa, Chordata, Chondrichthyes, Rajiformes, Rajidae. Gene Ontology annotation, molecular function: DNA-binding transcription factor activity, RNA polymerase II-specific; RNA polymerase II transcription regulatory region sequence-specific DNA binding. Gene Ontology annotation, cellular component: nucleus. The annotation marks the transcript as partial. The transcript is spliced from 2 exons.